Eufriesea mexicana is the source of this 803-nucleotide messenger RNA. It is a transcript of the gene Dak1, whose product is annotated as cytidine/uridine monophosphate kinase Dak1. Gene Ontology annotation, molecular function: ATP binding. The transcript has 3 exons. NCBI's taxonomy places the organism in Eukaryota, Metazoa, Arthropoda, Insecta, Hymenoptera, Apidae. The record is from RefSeq and is a predicted model, not a curated record. Gene Ontology annotation, biological process: 'de novo' pyrimidine nucleobase biosynthetic process; pyrimidine nucleotide biosynthetic process. The coding region runs from base 100 to 699 and encodes 199 amino acids.
GUUUUAAUUUAAAACUAUCAAAACACUUAAAAUUUUAUUUAAUAAGAUCUUGUUUGAUUCUUAAUUUAAGUGUUUUUAAAUACACUGCAACUUUUUACAAUGUCUGCAGUUCAAAAAUUCGAAGUUUUAUUUAUUUUGGGCGGUCCAGGUGCGGGUAAAGGUACUUUAUGCAGGUACAUUAAUCAAGAAUAUGGUUAUGCACAUUUAUCUGCUGGGGACCUAUUAAGAGAGGAACGCAAGAAGCCAAAUUCAAAGUACGCAGAACUUAUUGAAGAUUAUAUUAGAAAUGGAAAAAUUGUGCCUGUUGCAAUUACCUGCAACCUUCUGGACCUUGCAAUGCAAACGUCUGAUAGUUCCCAUAAAAGAUUUUUGAUUGAUGGUUUUCCACGAAACCAGGACAACAUUGAUGGUUGGGUUGAGGCUAUGGAUAAUAAGUGUGAAAUAAAAGGAGUAUUAUUUUGUGAAUGUAGUAAAGAACUAUGUACUCAACGAUGUUUGAAUCGUGGUGCAGCAGGAAGUGGAAGGUCUGAUGACAAUGAAAAAGCUUUAAACAAAAGACAUGAAACUUAUAUCAAAGAUACCAUACCUAUAAUUGAACAUUUUGAAAAGCAAGGGUUGGUGUACAAAGUAAAUAGUAUGCAAUCACCAGAAAAAGUAUUUGCAGAUUGUAAAGAAGUUUUAUCUAAAAUAGGUUGGUGAUAAAUUAGUGGCAAAUGUUAAUAAUUUUAGUGAGAUAAAAUUAUAUCCUAUUUGCAUUUAACAUUAUUUAAUUGUAGAAAAUAUAUAUCUUCUAUACCCUCCCC